GCAUGUCCCUGCGUGUUCUCGUGGAGGUCGCGUGCUCCUCCUUCAGUGGAUCCCGAAGCAGCGCGAGCUCGCCACGGACUCGUUGCGCUCCCGAUCGGAUCGAUUGGCACUGAUCGAUGGGUCGUUGAGGCUCGCGCUCCCCCCCCCCCCCCCGGAUUAGCUGAUCGCGUGGGUUUUUGAGUGUGUCGCGCGCCGCCAUGGGCUUCUACGGCACCUUGAAGCUCAUCUUCUACAAAGUGAAGAGGAAGUUGGACCCCGGUCCAGACGGCCGUCCCUUCCCUUCGGGGAAGAAGCGCUGCAAAGCCACCGGAUGCCUCAGUCCCGGCACUUUGGUUCAGGCCACAGCGCCGACCGCCUUGGGCGACCUGCGGCUGGCCGACGGGCCCCCGGCGCGGCGGCACGUCUCCUCGGGGCCGCCGCCCUCCGGCCUGCAGGACUGGCUCCUCACCUUCCAGACGUGGAGCGGCCCGGAGAGGCUGCUGGCGCUGGACGAGCUCCUCGACAGGUGUGAGAGCGGCCAGGUGAAGCACGUGAUGCAGGUCAUCGAGCCGCAGUUCCAGAGGGACUUCAUCUCCCUGCUGCCCAAGGAGCUGGCCCUCUACGUGCUGACCUUCCUGCCUCCCAGAGACCUGCUGCAGGCCGCUCAGACCUGCCGCUACUGGAGGAACCUGGCUGAGGACAACCUGCUGUGGAGGGAGAAGUGCCGCGAGGAAGGUGUGUCAGAUUACGCGUCGAGUCGCCGCAGGAGGCGUCCGGCCGCGGCGGCCAGCCAGUGGAAGUCCGCCUACAUCCGGCAGCAGCGCGUGGAGAACAACUGGAGGAAGGGCGACGUGGGGGAUCCGACGGUGCUGAAAGGUCACGACGAACACGUGAUCACGUGCCUGCAGUUCAGCGGCGACCUCAUCGUCAGCGGCUCCGACGACAACUCGCUCAAAGUCUGGUCCGCCCUCAGCGGAAAGUGCCUGCGGACGCUGGCGGGUCACAGCGGCGGCGUGUGGUGCAGUCAGAUGGCGGUCGCCACGGUGAUCAGCGGCUCCACCGACCGGACGCUGCGCGUGUGGGACGCCGAGAGCGGCGAGUGUGUGCACACGCUGUACGGACACACGUCCACCGUGCGCUGCAUGCAUCUCCACGGCAACCGGGUGGUAUCAGGCUCCCGGGACACGACGCUGCGCGUGUGGGACGUGACGACGGGGCGCUGCGAGCACGUCCUGACGGGCCACGUGGCGGCGGUGCGCUGCGUGCAGUACGACGGGCGCCGCGUGGUGUCGGGGGGGUACGACUACAACGUGAAGGUGUGGGACCCCGAGACGGAGGCCUGUCUGCACACACUGCAGGGACACACCAACCGGGUGUACUCGCUGCAGUUCGACGGUGCGUUCGUGGUCAGUGGGUCGUUGGACACUUCCAUCAGAGUCUGGGACGCAGAGACGGGGGGGUGCGUCCACACGCUGACGGGACACCAGUCGCUGACCAGCGGCAUGGAGCUGAGGGACAACGUCCUCGUGUCCGGGAACGCCGACUCCACCGUCCGGGUGUGGGACGUCCGGACGGGACAGUGCCUCCACACGCUGCAGGGUCCCAACAAGCACCAGUCGGCCGUCACGUGUCUGCAGUUCUGCAGAGGUCUGGUUCUGUCCAGCUCCGACGACGGGACGGUGAAGCUGUGGGACCUGAGGACGGGGGCCUGGCUGAGGGACGUGGUGGCCCUGGAGAGCCGCGGAUCAGGUGGCGUGGUGUGGCGAAUCAGAGCGUCCGACACGCGGCUCGUCUGCGCCGCCGGCAGCAGGAACGGGACGGAGGAAACCAAGCUGCUGGUCCUGGACUUCGACCCGGAGGAGGGGCAGUGAGGACGACAACAACAACAACAACAACGGCGACAACCGACCGUCGAGAAAGAGAUAGAAAAUGUUUUCUUUGAUGGAUCGAAAUCUUUUUUUUUUUUUUUUUAUCGCCAAACCGAAACCAAAAGAAGCGAAUGCGGAGCUGCUUCUCAAAGGUCGCCGUGGGGUCGUGGGGCGUCUCGGGGGCCGGACGCUGGCCGGUGACACCUGAAGGGAGAACGGGUACGACGAAGCUAAAGCUUUUCAAAGUAAAAUAAAACCGUUGAUGUAAAGAGGAGGAUUUCUUCCUCUUGAAAGCCAUUACACGUUAAAUCAUUUAAGUCAAGGAGCUUCAAACCUUGAGUCAUUAGUCCUUUGAUGAUUAGCAGUUUGCUGCAGAAACGUUUUUAUAGAUUUCACUAUUUAUUAUAAAACUUAAAUCUGCCCUUCAGGGAUUUCUCUCAUUUAGCAGGAAAACCAAUAUUCUAUAUAUUAUAUAGAUGUUACAUAUGAAUGUGAUACGAAUAUAUAUAUAUAAUUUUAUACACAAGCAAACAGAGUUGAUAUCUGAAAUAUCCCCAAAUUGAACAUUUAACUAUAAAUGAAACUGUGUUUGACCCUUCUGGGCUUCCGUAGUUCUUCGUGUGACUUUUUUAAAAACCUAAAUGAAAAGAUUCUCAGCAUGUGAAAUAUCUGAAAAUACGUUUGACUUAAAAACGACUCCCCUCGCCGGGUGUCGAUCCGAGGUACAAGCUGCCGUUGCUAGGCAACAGCCGCAUCGAGUAAGCAGGAGACUGGAGAUGCGUCUCCGUGGCAACAGGCGGUGAGGCCGACCCUUCUGCGGCUGUGAGGACACGUGUAAAAUAUUGUAAAUACAACAGAGGAUGUAAAUAUUCAGCUUUUUAUGAGGAUCGAUCAGAGGAAACAUUGUAAAGAAGAAAGAUGAGAUGAAUAAAGACGAGUUUACAAAAACAGUCCAUGUGUCUGAAGGUCUCUCGUUUUUACUGAGACAACAUUUCAAAUGGAAUAUUUA
This is a messenger RNA of Pungitius pungitius (ninespine stickleback), 2856 nucleotides long. Its product is annotated as F-box/WD repeat-containing protein 7-like. Gene Ontology annotation, molecular function: protein binding. NCBI's taxonomy places the organism in Eukaryota, Metazoa, Chordata, Actinopteri, Perciformes, Gasterosteidae. The coding region runs from base 198 to 1850 and encodes 550 amino acids. The record is from RefSeq and is a predicted model, not a curated record. The transcript has 13 exons.